ACGAGGGGAGCACCUUAAAGGAGCCUAAGCAGAAGAGGAACCUGAACAGGAAACCAAAACUUAACCUAAAUACCGCCAUUGCCUUAACUCUUGGAGGAAACAAUAAACAGAACGCAACUACUAGUCAACGAAUUUAGCCUCAAAGGUGCAUCGCCUCAGUCCCAAGAUAAAUAUUUUACGAACAAAGAACACCAAAUAAAACGAAACCAAUGACCACACGCCUGGCUCCGCAGCGCCAGUUCAUCAUCUCGACGCGCUCUGCUAUUGUGGAUGCAGCCUCACCGCCGGUGGAUGCUGUGGAGGAGCAGCAGCAGCAGCAGCAGCUGACCGUGGAGGUGGAGAGCGCCACCACGGGCACCAAUACCGGAGCCGCUAGCACCACAAAUAGCGACACCUCGACACCGCAUACCGAGGAGUUUGAGUUCUGCACAGAGGAUGGAGUUGUUGUGUCCGCCACUCUGGAGGAUGUCAUGACACAGGUAAAAUAUCUCCCACUCUUGCAGAACUGCCAGCUCUUGCAGAAGAAACUAGUGGACGACGAUUCCACGGGUGCGGUUACCACGGACGACGGCCAGUUGGAAGUGAUUCGCGUCGUCCUGCCCAUGGAUGCCAGCGACUCGAGUAAUGAGGCCCACAUCCAUGGGCAUGUGGUGAAUAGCAGCAGCGACGGUGGCACUAUUGGAACGAUCACAACCACAGAGCCCAACGGCAACACCGUGACCCAUUCGAUACCCAUCCAUAGCAUGGCUGAUCUUACGGCCAUCAAGGAUGGCGUGGAUCUGGCCCAGCAGGUGGCCAAUGGACAAGUGACUGUGGUGCAGGCCACCGAAGAUGACGAUGGAACGCCGUUUAUUACUGUGACGGUUUCCGGACAGGAGCAAAACUACCAAGUGCAAUAUGUGGACUCGGAGCUGUACCACAGCAAUUCCAGCCAGACACAAAUGACGUAUCCAUUCUGCCCGGUGGGGGAUUACCAGGGCAACGGCCAGACAGCGUAUUACUCGACCACGGGUCAGUAUGGAGCCACCUCCUCGGCGGGCGGUUCCUCGAAUGGGGCCCAUUCCACGACGCUGCCGUAUCUGGUGCCGGUAGAGGAGGGCCUGCUGCUCAAUGGCUCCGCACACUCGCUGUCCCAGGCACAGUCCCAGUCGCAGUCACAGUCACAGUCACAGUCGCAUGGACGCGAUUCGCCGCACAGCCUGACGGUGAGUAGUCGGGAGUGGGGGGAGCGGGAUGAUGAUGGGGAGGCAGAGCGGUUGAACGUGAACGGAACUAAUCGCCACUGGGUGCAGGAGGUCGCGUACAUCCAGGAGGCGCAGAGCACGCCCCAGACGCCCACCUCGACGACCACAACGCAUUCGGCGAGCGGCGGCAGCCUGGGGACCGGUGGCGGAGGCGCCUCCCCGGACUCGGAGCAGAGUGCGCUCGGCAGUAGCAACAAGAUUGCCUCGGCAACGAUCAAGUGGCUGUCGCGCAACUACGAGACGGCGGACGGGGUGAGCCUGCCCAGGAGCACGCUGUACAACCACUACAUGCAGCACUGCAGCGAACAGAAGCUGGAGCCCGUGAAUGCAGCCAGUUUCGGCAAGCUGAUACGCUCCGUGUUCUCCGGCCUGCGCACACGUCGCCUGGGCACACGCGGCAACUCCAAGUACCAUUACUAUGGCAUCCGCAUCAAGCCCGGCUCGCUGCUGAAUCAUCAAGCGAUGGACGACAAACAGAUGCUGGGCUCCGGCUAUGGACCAUCAUCCGGUGGAUCCAGCGGCACCGUCUCCAGUGGCGGCGCUUUGGUCAGCGUCAGCAGCAGCACCGCCGGCCAAAUGGGUGCCAAUGGUCUCGGCGGUGGCCAGGGACAGCGGCACAACGGCACCAAGAAGCACACUUUUAAGCCGGAGACCUAUGAGGCUUGCAUACAGUACAUUGGCGAUGGAAGCAGUGCCCUGCCCUCGUUUCCGGCCAUCGAGCUAAGCCAUAGCUUCAAUAGCGAACUAACGCUGGAGGAUGUGGAUACAUUCCGGGCCUUGUAUCGCGAGCAUUGCGAGUCCUUCCUGGACGCUGUUCUAAACCUGGAAUUUGGCACCGUGGAGUUCCUGCUGCGCGACUUUUGGCGGGCGAGCGACAACAACAACCUGGAUGAGUGCGAGGAGGAGAAGUACUUGAGCAAGACGAAGCUGUAUCUGUUGUGCCACUGCGCAGAAGUGCAGAAAUUUGUGCGAGAGGUUGACUAUCAAUUCUAUCAAAACACCGUCGACGUCAUCAUUCCGGAUGUGCUGCGCUCCAUACCCAACGCCUUGACCCAGGCCAUCCGCAACUUUGCCAAGAAUCUGGAGAUCUGGCUAUGCGAGAGCAUGAUGGGCGUGCCGGAGCAGUUGGCCCAGAUCAAGACCAGUGCCGUCUCGGCCUUUUGCCAAACGCUGCGCCGCUACACCUCGCUGAAUCACCUGGCGCAGGCCGCUCGAGCAGUGCUCCAGAAUGGUGCCCAAAUCUCUCAGAUGCUAAGCGAUCUCAACCGAGUGGAUUUUCAUAAUGUUCAGGAGCAAGCUGCCUGGGUGAGUCAGUGUGCUCCCGCUGUGGUGCAGCGCCUGGAGAACGACUUCAAGGCCGCCCUUCAGCAGCAGAGCUCGCUGGAACAGUGGGCCAGCUGGCUUCAGCUGGUGGUUGAGUCCGCCAUGGAGGAGUACAAUGGGAAGCCGAGCUAUGCCAGAGCCGCCCGACAGUUUCUGCUCAAAUGGAGCUUCUACAGCUCAAUGAUUAUUCGGGACCUGACACUCCGCUCCGCUUCCAGCUUCGGUAGUUUCCACCUCAUCCGCCUGCUGUUCGAUGAGUACAUGUUCUACCUGGUGGAGCACAAGAUCGCCGAGGCACAGCACAAGACUGCCAUUGCCGUCAUCUGUGAGCGGAUGAAAAAGGAUAUGGACUUUGAGUUCGAGUGCCAGUUCGCCUACAUAACCAGCGACACGGAGCAACAGACGACACCCAGCUCGGCCAGCAGUGGCGGCGACGUGGGCAACGAGGCCAAGCGACUGAAGCAGGAAUGAGGCGCCGCCAAGUGGAGAAAGAUCUUUAGUUUUCGUGUACCAACUAAUCGUUGUCACCAGCUCAUUCAGCUCUGCAUUUAGUAGUCGAAGCGUGUUGUAUAUCCGUAACCGUAGCCGUAUCCUUAUCCAUAUCCGUGUGUUAGUUUUGUAGCCCUAAGUCAUUCCCCGUAAACCGAGCAUAGUCAGUCGAAAUUUUAGUGGUUAGUUUUAAGGCAGACUCCGGAGACUCGAAAAGGCAGUAGAAGCUCUCAGUGGAUGCAUGGGAUUUUUGUGAUUUUUCACUUGUUUAUAUCAAUUUUUUAAAGUUAAAAUGAAUCUCUAAAAAUGUAUACAACUUUUUACAUGUUCUUUGAAACCGUUUUCUUUAAAGCAUCCAUAGAUUUGAUUGAUCAUUUUAAUUUAUAGAUUCCUUUAAUGGUUUAUUUUCUUACUCUUCCCUGUUAAAGAGAGCUUUUUCGAAGCCUUUUACGAGUAAAGGACUGCCCCCGCAUCGAAGUGAAGAGCCGUCCAGCAAGCAGCAGGCAAGGGAAAGAAAGCCAGCACUCCUGGCCCAUGUCUGCCCUGAUCUGUAUUCGUAGGAUAUACGUUUUAGUUUCUAAGUCAAUGUGCAUUAGUAAUUGUAAUUAAUACCUAACUGGCAGGUGUCUAUUCUACGGUAACGAUAACGAUACAUUCAUCAGUUUUGUCUGGUUUCAACAAACACGAUCUUGUAUUUCAUAAAGCGCACGGCGCACACACAACACA
Molecule: messenger RNA, 3782 nt
Organism: Drosophila serrata
Lineage: Eukaryota; Metazoa; Arthropoda; Insecta; Diptera; Drosophilidae
Gene: Rfx
Product: regulatory transcription factor Rfx
Biological process (GO): regulation of transcription by RNA polymerase II
Molecular function (GO): RNA polymerase II cis-regulatory region sequence-specific DNA binding; DNA-binding transcription factor activity, RNA polymerase II-specific
Source: RefSeq, a predicted model, not a curated record